Molecule: messenger RNA, 885 nt
Organism: Porites lobata
Lineage: Eukaryota; Metazoa; Cnidaria; Anthozoa; Scleractinia; Poritidae
Source: the annotation of a GenBank genome assembly
AUGGACCUGCCUUGUGCCCUUUUGUGGUCCUCCAUUCCAGUUUGCAUCUUUGGGUUUAUUGGAAACGUGCUGGUUAUUCAAAUUGUGUACAAGUCACGAGUGAUGCAUACGCCUACGAAUUUUCUUUUAGUGAACAUGGCUGUUAGCGAUGUCAUCGCCAUUUUGCUGUUUCUCAUACAUGACUUAACCACUUAUCUUCUAUAUGAACAUAUCGGUGAAAAUUUGCUUAACAUCGCUUGCAAGUCUAUUGUCGUCAUUACAACUUCCGCAAUGGUUUCAUCUAUAACUCUGGUUGUGCUUUCUGUAGAAAGGUAUAAUGCUUUGUUGAAGCCUUUCAACAACGGUUUACGGUUAAACGAAGACAAUGUAAAGAAAGCCAUCAUUUUCAUUUGGAUCGCAAGCGCUCUUCUUUCUUUACCAAAUUUUUUCCUUGAAACGUGGAGUGAAGCAUACUCUACUUGCUCUGGUCCAUUUAAUUAUGACGAGAGUCGAACAAGCAGAAUUUAUUUACUCGUGUAUGCUGCAAUAUUCUACAUACAAGCAACGAUAAUGUUUUUCUGCUACGGGUCGUUGAUACGUGGGCUUUACUUCACCAACACAGUGUGUCCAGAAACGGAUGGAGAGAGACGUUCGGAGAAAAGAAAGCUAGUUGUCACAUUUCUCCUAGCGUCUGUGGGCUUUUUAAUAGGUUAUGGACCUGGUAUAAUUUUGGCUACACUGGUCGCAUCCCAACAUGGUGAAAACGUGGACUUUGACACGUACUAUGUUCUCCUUAAAGUGGUUGAGUUUUUAUUUGGGUGUAGUUUAUGUCUUAACCCUAUUUUCUAUGCUUUUCGAAGUGAACGUUUUAAAGAUGGCUUUAAACGUGUCCUGGGUUGUCGGUAA